UAGUUUGUAGCAGUGGAGAUUUUUUUGAAGUACCACUUUUGUAUUUAUAUUUUAAUAUGCCGAAAAUAGAGUUUUGUUAAUUUUGCUUUGAAGAAGAUUUAGAACUUAUAAAUUUUCAUUUAAUUUUCAUUCACGAUUCCGUUCGAAUGGAAAGUUCAAUGAUUUUUUGUGUAUUCUGGAUAUUUUGUUGGUUUUUCUCCCGGUGAUCAUUCUUGGAUACAUCGAUUGGAUUGCGUCAUGAUAGGUCUGCAUUUAUCGAAGGCAGCGUGAUGCCUCGGGAGCCCAAUCGGGGAUAUCUGUUGGCCGUGCUGCUACUAUUGGUCGGUCUCCGCAAGGCUGGCUGUUCAACAUCCGUUCCUCGAUAUCCGGUCUGCAAACCAGGUUUCGAAUUUUGGUCGGUCGAGCAUGCCACCUGUUUGCCUUGCACCAGAUGCGCUCCUGAUUUUACUUUGAGCCCCUGCGCGAUUUACAAGGAUGCCAUUUGUGGUCCACUCUCUGCUCUUGAACUCGAUUGGUCUUUUCUUUCGACAAGAAAAAGGCCGGAAAUCGGUCAAAGAAGCCUCGAAGCGGUUACUUCGAAGAUGUUAUGGAGGUUCCCAGAUUUGGAUCAGCAACAGAUUAGACAAGAAUCAAAGGAUUUUAUUGACAGUUCGGAGCAAGAUAUUCAAUGGGAAACAAAGAAUGAGGCAUUGAACGAGCCUCAUCCAAGAAGCACAACUAUUUCGAAAGAGAGAAUCUUGUGGGACUGGCAAACGGUCGCGUUGAUCCUUGCCGUGUGUGCCUGUAUUCUCUUUUUUCUGGUCGCAGGAUGCUCGGCUUUAGUCUAUGCGAGACAGUGGCGUCGGAUGAAAAAGAACUUCGAACCCGUGGGUCUAGAAGAGAUCUCAGCUCGAUUAAAUUUAAUGGUUAAGGCGGAACUAGCUGAACUGGUUUCCGGCGCACCCAUGAAUCCUGGUGAUCCCGAAACAAGGUGCCAAUAUCUCGAGAAACUUCUAGAUCGAAGAAGACAGACUCCUGUGAUGGUCGAUUGGCCGGAAGUCAGCGGAAAUGUUUAUAUAGAAGAUGGACAGCCUUCGAAAAGCAAGAAACUGCAAAUCGCUAGGAUUCAUCGAAAUAUCGAAACGAUUUUAAAUCAGAAAAAAAAUUUCAGCGAUUCAUAGCAACAUAAGUGAAAAGAGUGUGAAAAAAAGAAAUUCUUUUUUUACAGAAUGAAAAUUUAAAUCGACAAUCAUUUAUUUAUAUAUUUAUAUUUUGCGAUUCGUUAUUAAAACGGUACGAUGGUUGGAAGAUAAAAACGCCGAAAGGUACAAAAAUCAUAUUCGAUGAUUGUAAACAAAUAAUUUGUAUUAUUUUUUAAUAAUUUAAUAAUUAUAUUAUAUCUUUUAUAUAAUAUUUUUUCUUCGUUAUUUAAGUAGAUUUACGAUUAAAAAAGGAGAAAGAAAUCCUUGCUCGAAGUCUCGAAGCUCGAACGUGAUCGAGCUACGAUCGACUUGGCUCAUUCGAUUAUUUAUUUCUUCUUAUAAGCUUUAAAAACUGCCAUCUUUGUAAUAUAAUUGCGAUGUAUGUAUCGAAAGACGAAAUAAAAUGGCAUGAACAGUG
Molecule: messenger RNA, 1599 nt
Organism: Apis laboriosa (Himalayan honeybee)
Lineage: Eukaryota; Metazoa; Arthropoda; Insecta; Hymenoptera; Apidae
Gene: wgn
Product: tumor necrosis factor receptor superfamily member wengen
Exons: 5
Coding region: 270-1160 (296 amino acids)
Molecular function (GO): protein binding
Source: RefSeq, a predicted model, not a curated record